Messenger RNA from Peniophora sp. CBMAI 1063, 1650 nucleotides. NCBI's taxonomy places the organism in Eukaryota, Fungi, Basidiomycota, Agaricomycetes, Russulales, Peniophoraceae. The record is from the annotation of a GenBank genome assembly.
AUGUCUAUGGUCAUCUCGCGCCACCGGAAGCCGAACCUUGCGCAUGAUCUCGAGCGCCUCAAGAACGAGUUGAGACGCGACCCUCCUCAAGUCGUCGCUCGCUUUCGACGUCUCCUCGCCGAGUCGAGCGGCUUCGGAGACCCGAUACGUUCGACGGAUUUCCGAGCGCUUCUCGCUGACCUCACCAUCGCUGUUGUGCGACUGUUUGAAGAGGACAACACGAGGGCGGUCGACUUGGUGGAGGCUGGCUUGGUCGAAGCAGUCAUCGAGGUGGUCGAGUUGAAGGACUAUUUCUCCUGGCCAGUGUUUUGGCGCGCUAAACCACUUUUUGUGCUUUCCGUCACGAUAGAGCACGCCGGGCGGGUCAGCACAGAUGCUAGGGAUAGGAUAUUUCGCACGACAACGCGGCUGUUCAAAGGCAUCUGGGAACGCCGCGACAUCGUCAGGUUAGCCGAUCCCGGCGUGUACCAUCUUGGCGGUGCGGUAGAUGAUUCGACUGCAUUGUCUACCCUCCUCGAAGCGUACUAUCUGAUAUAUCGUUUCGCCGACCGUGCACCCGAGCUGGACACCUAUAUUCAUCACGUUCACAUCCUAUUAUGGGUCUUGUCGCGCGAGGAGGAUGAAGUUCCGGGUAUCGCGUUUCAUGGCAUGCUGACGACGUCGCUUUUUUCGGCAUGGGGCCCAAGCCUGAAAGACAUGCAAACGGCGGAGAAGGAGAUAGGACCAACUCCGGAGGCAUACCUGGACGUUUCCGCGCGCCUCGUAAGAGAGAGUAUCAUCGAGGGCAUGGGACCGGAUCGCUUUAUUGCCGCGUGCGAAGCCGAAUUGCGAGGUCUCAUUCGGCACCUUGAAUGCAGCUGCGGGAAUGGAGUCCACGAUGUUCAAGUUCUUGUGCUGCACGUCGUUACCCAUGACGAUGUGAUGCCUACUGUUUACAAGCGGGACCUACUUGUGCAAGCUUUGGACGCACUGAAAUUACUCUUUGAGAACGAAGUUGGCGCUGGCAAGUGCACUAGUCUUUGCAUGUCUUGCCUGUAUCUGGUCCAGAUAUACUACGUGUACUCAGCCAGGGCGGCUGUGAAGUCGGCAGAGCCCCAUCGGCACCCGGACAUUGUCGAUCUAUAUGUGAUUGCGAUGGAACUGGUAGCCGCAGGAUGCAGUCUGACUGUGUCCAAAGGAGACAUACACGGCGCGAUAACGGCGAGCCUGGGUGAUAUCAUGCAGCGUAUACAAGACAACAAGCUUACUGCUGGAAACAACUCCCCGAAGUACAUAUCGGCGCUUCAACAUCGCGCAGCUUUAUACUGGUAUCCAACGCUGCAGCGUCUGCAACGGGCGGUUCCCACAAUUGAACGAGAACGACAGCUGCGCACUGUCAACCUUGCAGAGACAUCUACUGUACUUUAUACCUGGAUUGCAUUCGGCGCUCUCCUCGGGCUCGAUGCCAAUGAGCAGCGUCGACGUCACGAAUCCGAUCGUUUACAGCGUUGUUGGUGGCGUGAAUGCCAGCGCUCACGCGACAGAGGCGAUGCUACUGUGAAGCUUCUUGCAUGCGCAGGUUGCGGAGAGGUACGUUACUGCAACAAACACUGCCAGCGCCUAGAUUGGAAAAUUGGAGGACAUAAGCGGAUGUGUCGAAGACUCAAAUGA